CCAUGCCCCGCCUGCUCGUGCGUGCGUGCCUCGCCGCCACCGCUGCAGCCUCGCUCGCCCACGCCGCCCUGUCCCUCACCGACGGCAAGCUCUCGGUCGUCGACUCGGCCCUCGCCUCCGCAGUCGCCUCGUCCUCCUUCUCGUCCGACUCGCCGAGCCCGCUCCCACAGCGCGACCUCACCGACACGGACCACCUCAAGCUCUCCUUCACCCUCCUGCGCGACGGCGCUCCCUUCUCCCCGCAGCAGGCUGCAGUCGUCGUCCAACCGGCCAACGAGGCCGACCGUGCUCCCGGAAGGGACUGGCAGGGCACCGCAAAGGUCCGCUCGGCGUCGGGCAAGGGUCGCUGGGAGCUCGACCUCGCACACGCCCCGGCCCAGCUCCUCGCCCUCGCCUCGUUCGCCCCGCUCGACCUCACCCUCGUCGUCGGCCACCCGCACGAGUCGCCCCUCGUCCUCCCGCUCGCGACCGUCACCAUCCCGUCCUCGCUCGCGCUCCCCUUCCCCUUCCCGCCCGACUCGGCCCUCCCGCCCCACUGGGAGGCAGAGCGCUACCAGCGCAUGCCCGACCUCGAGUGGACCUUCCGCACGCCCGACAAGCGCGUCGGCAAGCCUGUCGCGCUCGUCGGCUUGGCCUUCGUCCUCAGCCCCUGGGUCGUCCUCGCCGCCACCCUGUCCCCUCUCCUUCCCUCCCUGCGCCUCUCACCCCCGCGCACCCUCUCCCUCACGCUCCUCCUCGCCUCGCUCGCCGCCUUCGAGCUCCUCUUUGCCCUGUACUGGGUCCGCCUCCGCCUCUUGCCCACCCUCCCCGUCUUUGGCGCGCUCGCCGCGUUCGCGGCGUGGGUUGGUCGGGGCGCACUCGGCGAGAUGAGGGAGAGGAGGAGGGAGGCCGAGAGGCGCGAGGCGGGCAAGGACGAGUAA
This is a messenger RNA of Rhodotorula graminis WP1, 920 nucleotides long. RefSeq lists its product as uncharacterized. NCBI's taxonomy places the organism in Eukaryota, Fungi, Basidiomycota, Microbotryomycetes, Sporidiobolales, Sporidiobolaceae. The annotation marks the transcript as partial. The record is from RefSeq and is a predicted model, not a curated record. The transcript is spliced from 4 exons.